AAAGAAAUGAACUUUAUCUCUUUCUUUUUUUUUCUUUUUCCAUUGAACCUCUCUCUGUUUUCCUUCCUAUAUAUAGUGUUUAUAUAAUAACUCAUUCAAGAAAAAAAUUAUUCAAGAAACACACAUAAAACUAAACUUUUGUUCUUGUACUUGUUUUUGUGACUCGAGAGUCCUAAGCUAUGGCUGAGAAGGUAACGAUGAUGAAGUUGAAGGUAGAUCUAGACUGUUCCAAAUGCUACAAAAAGGUCAAGAAAGCUCUCCGCAAAUUUCCUCAAAUCACAGACGAACUGUUUGAUGAGAAGUCCAACACAAUCAUCAUCAAGGUUGUUUGUUACAAUCCUGAGAAGCUCAUGAACAAACUCUGCUACAAAGCAGACGGCUCUAUUAAGUCCAUCGUGAUCCUCGAACCACCUAAACCACCUCAAGCCCAGGCCCAAGCUUCACAGAAGCCCAAAGAGCCCGAGAAGCUUCCAGCUCCAGCUCCAGCUCCGGCUCCAGCCCCGGCUCCGACUCCUCAACUGGUGCCGAUGUGGCAGCCGUAUCAUUGUGGGCCGUACUACGAGGCCCAACAGUAUGAGUGUUACGGAAGGCCCAUUUACGAUAGCUGGGGAGGUGGGCGACAAUGUUGCCAUGAAGUCGCGAACCAACAAAGCUGCUCCAUCAUGUGAAAUACUGAACUCCCUAUAUAUUAUAGACUAUAUUCGGUAGAUACGAACAAAUAAAUAGACGAAGUUAUUUUUAAUUUUCUUCGUCGUCUUAUAGCUAAAUAUUUCUCUUUCGAGGCAUAUCAUCUAUAAUAUAUGUACACACUAUAGGGUUUUGUUUCUUUUUUAUAUUUAGUUUUGGUUAAACCUAUGAUAUAUAAGUAUAUAUAACUCUAAUCUUUUGAUUUGCUCUU
This is a messenger RNA of Thlaspi arvense, 898 nucleotides long. The record is from the annotation of a GenBank genome assembly. NCBI's taxonomy places the organism in Eukaryota, Viridiplantae, Streptophyta, Magnoliopsida, Brassicales, Brassicaceae.